GGCUAUUAAAUUUUGAUGCAUCCACCAUAUAGUCCAGACUUGGUUCCUAAUGAUUACAUCUUUUUCUUGCAUUUCCUUAGUGAUCAGAAAUUGUCAUCAAAAAAAGAUUGUGAGAAUGGAUUAUUCGAGUUUAGAUUGGGAACAAGACCUCUAUUAGCUAAACAUUAUGAAGCUACCUUUCAAAUGGCAACAAAUUAUAGAACAGAACAGUGCAUAUUUAAUCAAGGAAGGAUGUCUGAUGAUGCAGAAUGGUUAUUUUACCGUGAUCGAGAAGAAUGGAAAGACAUAACACCCCUUGAACAAAAUGAUGGACCAUAUCCCAUAGUAAAGAUUGCAUAUUCUGAUAAAUUUAAAGAUAUUUUUGAUUAUUUCCGUGCUGUGUUGGCUAAGCGAGAGAUAAGUGAAAGGGCUUUUAAACUGUCAGAAGAUGCUACAAAUACAAACCCAUCAAACUAUACUGUUUGGCAUUACCGAAGAGUUUUGUUGCAAGAAUUGAAAAAAGAUUUAACAGAAGAAUUACAUUAUAUCCAGUUAAUUAUAGAAGAUAAUCCAAAAAAUUAUCAAGUUUGGCAUCAUCGACAAGUUUUAGUUGAAUGGUUAGACGAUUCUUCCAAGGAAAAAAAGUUCACUGAACGAAUAUUAAAUGAUGAUCCUAAAAACUAUCAUGCCUGGCAACAUAGGCAAUGGGUUAUAAGAAAAUUCUCUUUAUGGGAUGAUGAAUUAGAAUUUGUUAACUAUUUGCUUGAAAAUGACAUUCGAAAUAAUUCAGCUUGGAAUCAACGCUAUUUUGUGAUUAGCAAUUCAACUGAUAUGUCAGAUGAUAUUUUGAUUGGAGAAAUAAAGUUUACUCUAAACAGCAUUAAAAAAGAUCCAAAUAAUGAAAGCCCAUGGAAUUAUUUGCGUGGAAUUCUCCAAUCAAAAGGUUUGACAAAAUUUCCCGAAGUGACUGAAUUCACUGAAACUUUAUAUUCUUCUGGUUGCCGCUCACCCCACUUACUGGGAUUUAUGAUUGACAGCAUUGAAGAAACUUUACUAAAUAGUUCCAAUCAUGAUCUUUGCCAGCGAGCAGUUGAGCUAUGCAUAUCUUUGAUGAAAAAACAUGAUCCUAUCAGAAAGCAAUAUUGGAAAUUUAUUGGCAAAAGUUUAGUUAAUUUAUAUGGAUUAGAAGAAAAAACAGAGCUGGACUCUGCAGGUGAUGAUUCAAAUGCUGAAUGUAGUGAUACAGAUUGAUUGAUGGAUAUUUUAUUUUAAUGCUGUAAUGCAGCAUGAAGAACAACUUGUUCGACAAGAUGAAAAAAACAUUAACUAUGUCAUAAAAAAAUAAACAGAAAUGUUUGUUUAUGAAA
Messenger RNA from Parasteatoda tepidariorum (common house spider), 1346 nucleotides. RefSeq names its product farnesyl transferase alpha (gene Fnta). Gene Ontology annotation, molecular function: CAAX-protein geranylgeranyltransferase activity; protein farnesyltransferase activity. The record is from RefSeq and is a predicted model, not a curated record. NCBI's taxonomy places the organism in Eukaryota, Metazoa, Arthropoda, Arachnida, Araneae, Theridiidae. Gene Ontology annotation, cellular component: protein farnesyltransferase complex; cytoplasm; CAAX-protein geranylgeranyltransferase complex. Gene Ontology annotation, biological process: protein farnesylation; protein geranylgeranylation.